Messenger RNA from Eufriesea mexicana, 1490 nucleotides. RefSeq names its product sorting and assembly machinery component 50 homolog. The transcript is spliced from 8 exons. Gene Ontology annotation, cellular component: outer membrane. The record is from RefSeq and is a predicted model, not a curated record. NCBI's taxonomy places the organism in Eukaryota, Metazoa, Arthropoda, Insecta, Hymenoptera, Apidae. Bases 48 to 1490 code for a protein of 480 amino acids. Gene Ontology annotation, biological process: protein insertion into mitochondrial outer membrane; mitochondrial respiratory chain complex assembly.
UUUUAAUGUGAGUCCUUAUGUAAGCAAUAAAAAUUAAUUUUAAAAAAAUGGGAACUGUUCAUGCAAUGAAUUCUAAUAUGUCUCGAAAUGUAAAUGAAACUUCAAAUAAUACUAAUGAAACACAAAAUUUAAAAAAACAUAAUUCUAAGAUGAAUUUAUAUCAAAAACCGCAAGAAGAACCCAUUCAGGUUUUUCGUUCAGUGAAGGCAAGAGUUGAUAAAAUACAUGUUGAUGGACUUAUGAGGACAAAAGAUGAUAUAAUAGAAACCCAAGUGAAAGAACUGUUUAAGGCUCAAGAUUUUCAUGAUGUUAUCUUACAUGCCUUUAAAGUACGAGAAAAGCUAAAAGGUUUAGGAUGUUUUGGGAAUAUUGGAAUUUACAUUGAUACCAGUCAAGGUCCUGAUGCUACCCCAGAAGGUGUUGAAGUUACCUUUAUUGUACAUGAACUGAAACGCUUAGCAGGUGGAAUUAGUACUAUGGUUGGAAAUAAUGAAGGUUCAGUUAUGGUUCAAGCAAAAGCACCUAAUUUAUUUGGAAGAGGAGAACGUCUUCAGAUGGAAUAUUCUCAUGGUUUAAAACAUUCAACUAAUAUGAGUAUAUCUGCCGUUAAACCAUUUGUACACAAUUGGCUUCAUACAGUAUUAACCGGUAGCAUCUUCAACACAUCCAGUUGGUUUCCAAGGUCUGGUUUUAGUCAAUGUGAUAAAGGUCUUUUGUUAGAUAUUGCUCGCAAUCCUGAUGAAGCAGGUUUAUUAAAGCACAAUUUACAAUAUGAAGCCACAUAUAGGGAAAUUAUUCCUUCUAAACAAACGUCGCUUCACGUUCGUAAGCAAUGCGGUCCAAAUUUAAAAUCUGCAUUGCGACAUAUUUGUUCUAUUGAUAAAAGAGAUUCAACAAUAUUUCCCACUAUGGGAAGUUUUGUACAGUUUUCAUCAGAAGUAGCUGGUCUUGGAGGAGAUAUUGGAUUUGUUAAAAAUGAAUUUACCAUGCAAACUAAUUGGACACCACAUGAAUUUAUAACCUUCCAGCUGGGUUUUCAAUCUGGAUGGCUUCGAGGAAUCAGCAAUGACUUCAAAAUCAAUAUUGCUGAUCAAUUUUUCCUGGGUGGACCAUUGAAUCUUAGAGGAUUUAAUAUGAGAGGUUGUGGACCUCGUAUCAAUGGAAAUUUUAUUGGUGGCGAUGCAUAUUGGGCAGUCGCUCUUCAUUUAUACACACCAUUGCCAUUUAGGCCUGGUUGUAAUGGUUUUGGUGAUCUUUUUAAGUUGCAUGGUUUUAUUAACGGUGGAAAUGUAUCUAAUUUCACUUUCAAAUUUGCUAAAGAAAAUAUGAAAAUUUUUAAGGAAAAUGUUCGUUGCGCGGUUGGUGGAGGUAUUGCAAUGAAAGUUGGAAAUAUAGCAAGAGUAGAGUUAAACUUAGUUAUGCCUUUAUUAUUUGACAAAAGCGAUAUAUUGGAACAGUUUCAAUUCGGAAUUGGUCUACAAUACUUAUAA